AUGCUCGAGACAAGACGGGGUCCGGUCGGCAUCUUUUCCCGGAUAACGUGGCACCAAAGAAACCAUUUUCAUCGAGGCCGAAAGGGCGAAGGAUAUCAAUCAGCCCCAGUAACACUGUAUGGUAAGGUUGGGUAUCCUUGGUGGUGCGGCAGUCUUGCUGUAAGGACAAUAACCAAGAUUCCCGUCGCGAUAAAGGUGAGGAAGGACUGCGGAACAGCAGCGGUAACGUUUUGAUGGGAUUUGUAUUUCAAGGACGUGCCAGCUCGAAAAUGUAGCUACCCAC
Pyricularia oryzae 70-15 is the source of this 283-nucleotide messenger RNA. RefSeq lists its product as uncharacterized. NCBI's taxonomy places the organism in Eukaryota, Fungi, Ascomycota, Sordariomycetes, Magnaporthales, Pyriculariaceae. The transcript is spliced from 3 exons. The record is from RefSeq and is a predicted model, not a curated record. Bases 1 to 234 code for a protein of 77 amino acids.